AUGGCAUCCGACCCAAGGGCUGCCGACGAGGACUCGUUUACGAAACAAGACGACGCCGAAGCGGUGACGUCUACGGGCGAAGGCGCUACUGCGGCGCAGGUCGCGCCGUUGGAGCUCAAGCGUUCCCCGGACAAGAACACCACGACGCCAGAGCCGUCGCACGAACAGCAAGGGGCCGAUUCAGAAUCCCCCAGCACACCCGGCCACCUCCCUCCCUUUGACUGGGAAGACUUUGAGGCGAGGUACGAGGCUGCGCUACGAGAGGCCGACGACAGCGAGAGGGAGAUUCUCAAGGAGGCCGAAUCACUUUCCAAGUACUUUCGUGUCUGGGCUGCUGCUGCUUCGGUCCACGACGACGAACGGGCCAUCAAGCGCCUCCGCACGCGGCAGCGCUUUGUGAACUUGUCUGAAGAAAAAGCGGCGCAGAAACAGCAGCACUACGAAGAGGUUGUGAAAGCGUUCGAGAGUGCCCUGGCGCUUCUUCAAGGCAAGUGA
Molecule: messenger RNA, 495 nt
Organism: Purpureocillium takamizusanense
Lineage: Eukaryota; Fungi; Ascomycota; Sordariomycetes; Hypocreales; Ophiocordycipitaceae
Exons: 3
Coding region: 1-495 (164 amino acids)
Source: RefSeq, a predicted model, not a curated record